Messenger RNA from Cryphonectria parasitica EP155, 1020 nucleotides. RefSeq lists its product as uncharacterized. Lineage: Eukaryota; Fungi; Ascomycota; Sordariomycetes; Diaporthales; Cryphonectriaceae. The record is from RefSeq and is a predicted model, not a curated record. The annotation marks the transcript as partial. The transcript has a single exon.
UCCUUCUCCGAGGAUGCCGACCUCGAGAUCCAAGUCCGAAACGCACAGGGCGAGGAUGUCAUCUACGCCGUCCGAUCUCAUGUCCUGGAGAGUGCGUCUCGCGUCUGGAAGCAGAGCAUACCCGCCAGGACCUCUGACACCAUCGACCUGUCCUCGGAUUCUGCCUAUGGCCUGGAUAUCCUCUUCUCAAUCGCCCACUACCGAUUCCAAAGCCUGCCCCAGCAGCUCGACGUUGGCGAGCUGUACGGAACCGCCGUUGCUGCGGACAAGUACGAGGCCAUCCACCUGCUGGCGCCCUUUGUGAAAUCCUGGCUCGUCUCUCUCUCGACAGCAGCCGAGUCUCAGUCCAACGAGACCCUCGUUGCAGGCUUUGUCCUCGGCGAGGCGCAGUCCUUUGCACGAACCAUCGCCCACUGCGCCUACAACUCCAGUCUCAGCACCACAGAGGAGGGCGCCGUCCUCCUCGACGCCCAUGGCAAACCAUGGAGCGAGCAGCCCUUGACAGGCGAGGUGAUCGACCUCCUGGCCGCCGUGCGCCUCAGCGCCAUCGAGCAGAUCAUCGAGGCCGUGAGCAAGCCCGUCAACACGCUGCUGAACCCGCAGUCGGGCGCCGCGGGCGGCGAGCUCCCCCGGUUCUGCCAGGCGCCUGGCGACGACGACUCGGUCCGCGAGGAGUGCGAGCAGCUCCAGCUCGGCUCCGCCAUCAUGAGCCUCACCAAGGCCAAGCUGUGGCCACCCCCCGCGCCCUCCAGCAUCCAGGCCAGCCCUGCCGAGCUGGCGCGCACCUAUGCCGACGUCCGCCUGCGGAGGUCGGUCGAGGACGGCCACGCGCAGUGCGGCUUUGGCCACCAGGACCAGUUCGCCAGGAUCCUCGCCCAGCCUGCCAAGCUGACGCCCGUGGUGGUCGAGCAGCUCGUGAGCCGCGCCAAGCAGUCUGGCGUGUACGAGGAGGAGACGUUCAAGGCCCUGCAAGAAGAGAGCCCUGUUGAGGAAGAGGAGUCUGCUGCUGUGGCCGAGUAA